Hylaeus volcanicus is the source of this 6545-nucleotide messenger RNA. It is a transcript of the gene KaiR1D, whose product is annotated as glutamate receptor ionotropic, kainate 2. The transcript is spliced from 18 exons. The coding region runs from base 1058 to 3802 and encodes 914 amino acids. Gene Ontology annotation, biological process: modulation of chemical synaptic transmission; monoatomic ion transport; synaptic transmission, glutamatergic. Gene Ontology annotation, molecular function: transmitter-gated monoatomic ion channel activity involved in regulation of postsynaptic membrane potential; glutamate-gated receptor activity. NCBI's taxonomy places the organism in Eukaryota, Metazoa, Arthropoda, Insecta, Hymenoptera, Colletidae. The record is from RefSeq and is a predicted model, not a curated record. Gene Ontology annotation, cellular component: postsynaptic membrane; plasma membrane.
CGAGCACGUUUGUCUCGAUGAUCUUAUUACAUCGAAACGAGAGACGGAUCGGAUUUUAUCGAGCGAAUCGAACGAGGUCGGUAGCGAUUUACUUUCGUCUUCGGUAAUCACAGUCUCCGCGCUACCACGGUUAGUAUGUCGUCGCGUGCCUGCUCGCGAGCCGCAGGAAUCCUCGCGUACGUCGAGAUAGACAGUGCUUUUAUUCGAAUAACGAAUCAAAUCAUCGUACAGCAAUUUAUUUGUGACUAUUAUCAGAAUGGUGUAGAAUGUAUAGUUAAUACAUGGAUACUUGGUUUAUUUAAUAGUAAAGGUUUUGACGUUUACUUAAAUUCAAAAGUCUGCAGUUUAAAAGUGUGACAGAAAUAUAACGAUCAUGUGUAAAAAUAAAAAGAGACAAAGAAAAUAAAUUUAAUAUUAGCAGCGCGUAGGAUGAUUCGACUUCAGUUUAUGUCCUCUUUGGUGUAAAUUCUAUAUAAAUAAAAAUAUAAAUGUGAAAAUAAGAAGAAGCAAUAUCUACAGUAUGCAAUACAACACCUAUAAAAGUUGAAAAUACUUGUAGUCAAUAAUAAAUCAAUACGGAUUGAUCGAAAAAGUAAAUCAAGUGCAAAAAAAAGAGGAUCAACAAGUGCUGCCUAUAACUCACCCUUAAGUUUCUCAUAUUUCAUUCCGUACUUUAAACUCUAGCAUUUAUUUAACGUGUGACCAAUGAACCCUCGUUUACAGUAUUCAGAGAAAAAUUUCGCCCGCCUGUAGUCGUGCGAAUUGUGACGCGAAAUGUUUGCGGAUACUUUCGAGUGGCGUGUUGGUGACGUGAUUGUUUUUCGCGUGACACUCAACGUCGCUAUUUUACACGCGUGUGCCCGUACUGGCUGUCGAGAUGCGUUAGAAACUCGACGGGGCGACGGUGUCGUCCAAUGAGGCUAAUUUCCCGCGAAUUUUCUAACGACAAACGCGGUGUGAGUCCCUACGGCUGAAGGGCGGCACAGGCUCCCGCGGGGGGCGGCUGUGGCGGCGGUGGCGAAGGGGGGAGAGACGGUGGGGCGGACCGGAACCGGAAAUGGCUGCGAGGUGGCUCCUGCUGGCGCUCCUCGCCGCCCACGCCGCGGCUCUUCCUGAUAUCAUUAGGAUAGGUGGGCUAUUUCAUCCGUCGGACGACAAGCAGGAAGUGGCAUUUCGUUAUGCAGCGGAAAAGAUCAACGCCAACCGGGAUAUCCUGCCCAAGUCCCGUCUCAGCGCCCAGAUUGAGCAGAUAAAACCGCAGGACAGUUUUCACGCCUCCAAGCGGGUGUGCCACUUGCUGCGCGGCGGGGUUGCGGCGAUUUUUGGCCCGCAGAGCGCCCACACCGCCUCGCAUGUGCAGAGCAUUUGCGACACUAUGGAGAUUCCGCAUCUAGAGACACGCUGGGACUAUCGACUCAGACGACAGAGCUGCCUCGUCAACCUUUAUCCGCACCCCACCACCCUCUCCAAGGCGUACGUUGAUUUGGUGAAAGCCUGGGGAUGGAAGAGCUUUACCAUCAUCUACGAGAACAACGAAGGGUUGGUGCGGCUGCAGGAACUCUUGAAGGCGCACGGACCCAGUGAAUUCCCUAUUACGGUCAGACAGCUCAGCGAGGGCUCCGAGUACCGGCCGCUGCUGAAGCAGAUAAAGAACUCGGCCGAGUCGCACAUCGUACUGGAUUGCUCCACGGAGAGGAUUUACGACGUGUUGAAGCAGGCGCAGCAAAUAGGGAUGAUGAGCGACUAUCACAGCUACCUCAUCACCUCUCUGGACCUUCACAGCGUCGACCUGGAGGAAUUUAAGCACGGCGGGACCAAUAUCACUGCCUUCCGAUUGGUGGACCCUGAGAAGCCAGAAAUUCAGAACGUCGUCCAAGAUUGGAUCUACGGCGAGAAACGCUAUAAUCGGGAGCUGGAUAUGGGACAAAACUCCAACAAGAACAACCUCACCUGCAUAAAGACUGAAACCUCGCUGAUGUACGACGCCGUGCACCUGUUCGCCAAGGCUCUGCACGACCUGGACACGUCUCAGCAGAUCGACAUCAAACCGCUCUCGUGCGAGUCCACCGACACCUGGCCACAUGGAUACUCUCUCAUCAAUUAUAUGAAAAUCGUCGAGAUGACAGGCUUGACAGGAAUCAUCAAGUUCGACCAUCAAGGAUUCCGCUCGGACUUCAUCCUGGACAUCAUCGAACUGAACAACAAGGAGGGCCUGAAGAAGAUAGGGAUCUGGAACAGCACCAGGGGUAUAAACUUCACGAGAAGUUACAAAGAGGAGUACAUCCAGAUCGUAGAGAAUCUUCAGAAUAAGACUUUCAUCGUGACGACCAUUUUGAGCGCGCCGUACUUCAUGAGGAAGGACUCGAGCGAGCAGCUAACCGGAAACGCACAGUUCGAGGGCUACAGCGUCGACUUGAUUUUCGAGAUAUCGAGAAUCCUCGGUUUCAAUUAUACGUUCCGACUGGUCCCGGACGGACGGUACGGGUCGUACAACAAGGACACGAAAGAGUGGGACGGUAUGAUGAGGGAGCUGCUGGAUCAGAAGGCCGAUCUAGCGAUCGCUGAUCUAACCAUCACGUACGAACGGGAGCAGGCGGUCGACUUCACUAUGCCCUUCAUGAAUCUAGGGAUCAGCAUACUGUACCGUAAGCCCAUAAAGCAACCCCCGAAUCUGUUCUCGUUCCUCAGUCCUCUGAGCCUCGACGUUUGGAUUUAUAUGGCGACAGCUUAUCUUGGCGUCUCCGUGCUGCUCUUCAUACUCGCCAGGUUCAGCCCCUACGAGUGGGAGAAUCCCCAUCCGUGCAACGGACAGUCCGAGGUCCUCGAGAACGAGUUCACCCUGAUGAACUCGCUUUGGUUCACCAUAGGCUCGCUCAUGCAGCAAGGCUCUGAUAUAGCGCCGAAGGCCGUGUCAACUCGCAUCGUAGCUGGGAUGUGGUGGUUCUUCACUUUGAUCAUGAUUUCAUCGUACACCGCCAACUUGGCCGCGUUCCUCACCGUGGAGAGGAUGGAUUCGCCGAUCGAGGGGGCCGAGGAUCUCGCAAAGCAGACGAAAAUCAAAUACGGGGCUCUCAAAGGAGGCAGCACCGCCUCCUUUUUCAGGGAUUCCAAUUUCUCGACGUACCAGCGCAUGUGGUCCUUCAUGGAUUCGGCAAAGCCGUCGGUAUUUACAACGAGCAACGUCGAGGGGGUGGAGCGAGUGAUCAAGGGCAAAGGCAGCUACGCGUUCCUAAUGGAAUCCACUUCUAUCGAAUACGUAAUCGAGAGGAACUGCGACCUCACUCAAGUCGGUGGUCUCCUGGACUCGAAGGGAUACGGCAUAGCCAUGCCCCCGAAUUCGCCGUACAGGACGGCCAUAAGCGGGGCGAUCCUCAAGCUCCAGGAAGAGGGCAAGCUGCACUUGCUGAAGACACGCUGGUGGAAGGAAAAGCGCGGCGGGGGAUCUUGCAGGGAUGAGACGUUGAAGAGCAGCUCAACAGCGAACGAGCUGGGCCUGGCGAACGUCGGAGGGGUGUUUGUGGUCCUGAUGGGCGGGAUGGGCAUCGCUUGUGUGAUAGCCGUGUGCGAGUUCGUCUGGAAGAGCCGGAAGGUCGCCAUUGAGGAACGGAAGUCCGUGUGCUCGGAGAUGGCGAGCGAGCUACGUUACGCCCUGGACUGCGGGAAUGGGACGAAGAAGCCGGUGAAGAAGGCGCUAUGCCGCCGCGAGGGACAGCAGUCCAAUCUGUCGAUCGUCUCUGAAGAGGGCAGGUACCCGGAGUGCAACAAGUACAGGCACUUCGUCGGGAAAGCGCCGCUCACUUGAACGCUCUGGGAUCGCGCGACGGCCAGCGACUGAUACGAUUCGCGAUCGAACGAAUCCGAGACGCGAUCGAUCGCGGAACAUGGUGUGCAACGAGGCGCGAACAGGUCGACCAGGUCCAGGGGAACGGACUCACCUCCACCUGCGCGCGCGCGCGCGCGUGUGUGUGUGUGUGUGUGUGUUGUACGCGUCCGUUCUCUACCCCUCGUUCCUUUUUUUUUCCUUUCUCUCAUUUUUUAUUACGAGUGACGCGAACGUCGAGCAAGGUAGUUCUUCGACUAGCACUUCGUAGGAUCUACACGUUCGGUCGUUGAUCGAAGCUCGCUGGAUUGUAGCGGGAGACAACGACGCGUGGCCGUUCGUGCGGAAGGAUUAACGAGGACAAGGGAGCCAACUGGAAGCCUUUGUAUCUAGUAACGCUACUUGCGGUAAAAACGGACGUCUCUGGCAAAAAAUAGAGCGCGGUACGAAGACGGGGCGGGAUCGGUCGCUGAUUGUGUUUUCCGGUCAGCUGGAUAAAACGCGAACGGUCGUGGAUGAUGGGUUUAUUUACUUGGUAUGUAAUAAUUUGUUAAUUGUAUCUAGAAGGGAGGUCGUUGGCUUGUAUGAUGGGGAUAUAUUUAUUUUAUGUAUAAAUCAGUCCAACCUUUUUAUUUAAUUUAAAUUCGAGCAAUAAAUCAAUGAAUCCUAAUGGUCCUAUUAAUCUAUUAGAUGUAUCUGUACGCCAUGUCGUUGGUUCAUGAAGUACACCUAUAUGUCCUUAUCUUCGAGACCUCAAUUAUUACAAUUAAGACAAUAAUAUUUAAUGUGCAUUUUAUAUAAUAUUCAAGUCUUCUCCAUCGUUAUAAGUUAUAAGUUAGUAUGUAUUUUUAUUUCCACGUUACUUAAAGUGUGAAUGUUGAAAUCUUGUAUCUAUUAAUCUUGUAUGUCGAAAUCUGUGUUGAAACAUCUUGCCUUUUAUCUAAAUUUAUUUGUCAGUUUCAAACAUCUGAACGACAUAUACGUACACAGAUGACUACAAUUAAUUGACCCUCUCGCAUUUACUCAUUCCUACACCAAAUUUAUAAUACCGUGUUACGUCACGUAGAUCAUUUUUCAACAACCAUUCGCGAGCAAACAAACGCACACACUCGACCACGCGUCGAUGUCUCCCUCAGGAUCCACUGCGAGCGCCCAGCGACCGUUUCGCGAUGAGUAUGCGUGUUGAAGACGAUCAAGAAGGGAAAAUGAAUUCAACGAAUGCAUGUACGCAACGCUACUCGAACAGCGAACGAAAGUGUCGUGAAUCGAAGAUCGUUCCAGCAUCGACCACGUUCGUAAUUCUGGAAGAAAGUACAUCGAUAUUGAUCGAAUCGAAACCUCGAAUGCUCCGCGAACGUCUCCCCGUCUCUGUUCGAUGGCGUUCAGUUACAUUUAGUGUAAAUAAUUAUGCUAACCGUUAAGAUUACGAAUUACACGAUCGCGUCUAUGCAACGGCAAUUGUAUUAGAGGACGUUCAUGAGAAAAAUUGAUCUUAUCGCGAGAGAAAUUGUUCGUUCAAUUAGUAAUCUCUUGAUUUCGGAGCGUUUCGUCCCGAAUGCUGUAUGACGAAGUGUCAACCGCGUGUGAGCGUCGUAGAAAUGUUCACGUAUCAACGUUUCGGCGACACUUCACCGGAUUUAGAUAGAAAACGAGCGAUAUUUUAUAUUUUCUUUUCGUAUCGAGAGUGGCGAGUCUCACUUUCGUCAGAGUUCGAAGCUUUCAGCCUCACUAUUGUUACCAUUAAAUUUCGUUGGUCUGUCUGCGCAGGCUCACCUAAUUUCCAUCAACUGCGAUCGCGUUGAUUCCUCGAACAUCUUCGUUGAUAGACAUCAAAUAAAAAUUAAAAUAGAAUGCAAAGUGUGUAAACGCAUGGUACAGAAAAAUCAAAAUUAUUUGAUGUUAUUAAAAGUGAAUUAUAACAUGUAUUUAGUGGUAUCAUUGCAUAUAGACACAUUUUUAAAUAAUCCUGUUCACAGACAAUUUGAACGUUGUACGUUCGAAUCGAUUAAAUAAUAAGCCGGGAUUCUUGUUGAAGUAGAAUAGGAUCGUCUAGGCCAGACCCGUAAGAGGUGAAUUAAAAUAUUCUUAGCAAACCAAAAAACGAUUAAUUAAUUGUUUAUACGUGCUUGUAAUCUUAACUUCAAUUUUCCUUAAGUUUCGUCUCGCAUUCAAGUUUCUGUUCAAGUUCGUUUAUUCCAAAGAGUGAGUAAACUACAACACUGAAUAUACCUGUCAUUCGUACCUUUGGAUUCAGUUAUCAAACACGUUCGCACGAAAGUGAUCUUGUUCUACGUAAUUAUAUCUAAUCUCGAGUAAAGUCUUCCAAUUUCCUUUAAUCAGUCCACGUUCGAAGGCAACGAAUCGCCAGGAAUCCUGCUCGCAGUCGGCGCACGUUGCUAUUCACGCGACGCCACGAACUGAGCAGUAUUAAUUUCCGUCUUCCUUCUCUUAAGGCGUAAACACGCGUGAAUAGCAUGCACGUGCACAGGUGUCCGCCUAGCUCCGAUAGCGAUCGAUUUCCGGACGCAGAUAGAUCAGCGAAAUGCAAUUAGCGUCAGAAUUCGAAUGUUCGAUAUUGCCAGGCUGCGCUGGCCGCGAACGUCGUGCACGAUUUUGGGGCACGUGCGCGACCUACGUCGUUUGAUGUAUCAUCGUUUUACGAAGUCUCUGUCGUUUUUUACUCUCGACUAACCGACUAAACUCCUGUCGAAGACUCUGUACACCC